Molecule: messenger RNA, 504 nt
Organism: Mesitornis unicolor (brown roatelo)
Lineage: Eukaryota; Metazoa; Chordata; Aves; Mesitornithiformes; Mesitornithidae
Gene: CCL21
Product: chemokine (C-C motif) ligand 21
Exons: 6
Coding region: 1-504 (167 amino acids)
Biological process (GO): cellular response to interleukin-1; G protein-coupled receptor signaling pathway; positive regulation of ERK1 and ERK2 cascade
Cellular component (GO): extracellular region
Molecular function (GO): chemokine activity; CCR chemokine receptor binding
Source: RefSeq, a predicted model, not a curated record
AUGGCUCUGCGCCUCCUCCUGCCCCUGCUCCUGCUGGCUGUCACCCUCCCCAACACCCAGGCUCAAGGCAUCGGCAGCUCGGCUCCGGACUGCUGUCUGAAGCACAGCCAGAAAGCCAUCCCCAGCAACUGGGUGAAGUCCUACAGCCUCCAGGACUCCAAGUCGGGAUGUUUUCUGAGUGCUGUUGUGUUUACCACCAAGAGGAACAAGAAAAUCUGCGCCUCUCCCACCGACCCUGCUGUCCAGAAGCUGAUGCAGAGCCUGGACAAGAAGGUCAAGAAGAAGGGACCGUCCCCGCGUCCCCGGGGCAGAUCCAAGCGACAGAAGCGGCAGAUGGACGCCUUCCCCACUGAUGACCGACCCACCGCCCGGCAAUGGACAUCCACGGACCACCCACCCACCCGCCGGCCCCGGGGUCUGUCCACAGCUCCGUCACUUGGAGGUGGAAAGCAGAGCAUCGCAAGGGACCAUGGGGAGGACACAGGAGAGCCCAUGGGCCGGUAA